AUCCACGAUGCAUCUGGGUUUGGCGUCGCUGCUAGCCCUCGCUUCCACGCUAACAUUUUGCACGCAAGCCGCCGACGUCUUCAGCAACUCAUUCUUGGUGAGAUUUCGAAGGGAUGUCGACCAGCUGGAAGCGCGCGAUGUUGCCGAACGAAACGGUUUCGUCAACAUGGGACCGGUUUUAGGAUCUAAGAAAGAUUACCACUUUGUCAAUCACGCAAUUCCCGUUGCAAGAACGAAACGAAGUAUACCUCACAUGAGAAAACUUAAAGUUGAUCCAUUGGUUCACGUGGCUGUCCAACAGGCGGGUUUCUUACGUGUGAAAAGAGGUUAUAAGCCUUUGAAGGUGGAGAACCUGGUGAAGGAUAUUUUACCACAUCAAGACCCGUCAGAUCCAUACUUUGGAUUCCAGUGGUAUUUGAAAAAUACAGGACAAAAUGGGGGGAAAGCUAAGUUGGAUUUAAAUGUCGAAGCGGCGUGGGCACAAGGAGUGACUGGAAAGAAUAUUACAACGGCUAUUAUGGAUGAUGGUGUCGACUACAUGCAUCCAGAUUUAAAAUAUAAUUACAACGCUAAAGCAAGUUACGAUUUUAGCAGCAAUGACCCAUUCCCGUAUCCCAGGUUUACAGAUGAUUGGUUUAAUAGUCAUGGUACAAGAUGUGCUGGGGAAGUAGCCGCAGCUAGAGAUAAUGGAAUUUGCGGUGUUGGAGUGGCGUACGAUUCGAAAAUCGCUGGAAUCAGAAUGUUGGAUCAACCGUAUAUGACCGAUUUAAUCGAGGCGAAUUCCAUGGGACACGAACCUAAUCUAAUCGAUAUUUAUAGUGCUUCUUGGGGACCAACAGACGAUGGAAAAACCGUAGAUGGACCGAGAAAUGCUACAAUGCGAGCCAUUGUUAGAGGAGUAAACGAGGGUCGAAACGGCUUGGGAAAUAUUUACGUUUGGGCGAGUGGGGAUGGUGGCGAAGAUGACGAUUGUAAUUGUGAUGGUUAUGCGGCGAGUAUGUGGACCAUAAGUAUUAAUAGUGCUAUAAAUGAUGGCCAAAAUGCACAUUACGAUGAAAGUUGUUCAUCUACUCUUGCUUCAACGUUUAGUAACGGAGCUAAAGAUCCAAAUACUGGAGUGGCUACUACAGAUUUAUAUGGAAAAUGUACUACAACUCAUUCGGGAACAUCUGCGGCUGCUCCUGAAGCUGCCGGAGUUUUUGCUUUAGCUUUAGAAGCAAACAAUAACUUAACGUGGCGAGAUAUUCAACAUUUAACCGUUUUAACAUCGAAACGUAACUCUUUAUUUGACGCAAAAGGGCGUUUUCAUUGGACCAUGAACGGAGUCGGAUUAGAAUUUAACCACUUAUUCGGGUUUGGAGUUUUAGAUGCUGGAGCAAUGGUAGCUUUGUCGAAGCAAUGGAAAACUGUACCACCAAGGUUCCAUUGUGAAGCAGGAAGUGUUAAUGAUUUAUAUGAAAUUCCUUCAGAUAAAGCUUUAGUCCUUAAAAUCGAUACAAACGCUUGUAUGAAUAAAAACACAGAAGUGAGAUAUUUAGAACAUGUUCAAGCCGUUUUAACCGUUAACGCAAGUCGACGGGGUGAUUUAGAACUAUUUUUGACGUCACCAAUGGGAACGAGAUCGAUGAUUUUAAGUAAGAGAAAUAACGACGACGACACUAGAGAUGGAUUUACAAAAUGGCCAUUUAUGACUACUCACACUUGGGGUGAAUAUCCACAAGGAAUAUGGACGUUGGAGGCAAGCUUUAAUUCAACAUCACCUCAAACGGGAUUUGUUAAAGAAUGGUCUUUGAUGUUACAUGGAACUAAAAAACCACCUUAUACAGAGUUACCUGUAUCAGAUCCUCACUCGAAAUUAGCAAUUGUCAAGAAAGCUCACGAGGGCAGAUUGAAUAUGUGAAUGUAUUUAUCCUAUUUGAACAUAACUUAACAAAAAUGAAGAAAAAAAGUAACAUUUCGGUUUUAUCUGUCUCUCCACAACUAAUGGAACCAAGCUUUAAGGAAAUGUAUAUUUAAUUAAAACAAUACGGAUAAGUACUGUUAGUUUUCUGUCAUAUAUUUUAUAUACAACGUUCUUUCUCUAUCAUACAUAUUAAAAUAUUAUCGUAAAAAUAAAACUAUAUGACGACGUUAAGGAAAAAUAUGGAAACAUUCCAGUGGGAGAUUAAUCGUGAAGUAAUUUGUACAAGACGAUGUUAAUAUGAAAAAUGUUAAUAAAGAUUAACUUUUUAGUUCCAUUUUAUCCUUGCUUUUUAAGUUUUGUGAUUGCAGACAAACAAGUUUUUUAUUUUUUUACCUAAAAUUGUGUUGUUUUCUUAUUUGUUGUAAUAAAAUAUACUUCAAACAGU
Molecule: messenger RNA, 2348 nt
Organism: Onthophagus taurus
Lineage: Eukaryota; Metazoa; Arthropoda; Insecta; Coleoptera; Scarabaeidae
Gene: amon
Product: prohormone processing protease amontillado
Biological process (GO): peptide hormone processing
Cellular component (GO): neuron projection; membrane
Molecular function (GO): serine-type endopeptidase activity
Source: RefSeq, a predicted model, not a curated record